Scophthalmus maximus (turbot) is the source of this 4040-nucleotide messenger RNA. It is a transcript of the gene rhot2, whose product is annotated as ras homolog family member T2. The record is from RefSeq and is a predicted model, not a curated record. Gene Ontology annotation, molecular function: GTP binding; GTPase activity; calcium ion binding. NCBI's taxonomy places the organism in Eukaryota, Metazoa, Chordata, Actinopteri, Pleuronectiformes, Scophthalmidae. Gene Ontology annotation, biological process: mitochondrion organization; small GTPase-mediated signal transduction. Gene Ontology annotation, cellular component: mitochondrial outer membrane. Bases 965 to 2821 code for a protein of 618 amino acids. The transcript has 19 exons.
UGACAGUGUGUUACUGGUACAGGGGAUAGACUAUGUAAACAGUACAGGGUCAUUUCUUUCAGUGUUUUUCAUUGGUUUGUCAGUUGAGUAUUCAGAAUUGUUGCAUUCACCACCUUUUCACUGUUGUGUUGAGAACCUCUCCGGUAAAACCUUAUUUAUUCUAGUUAUUCAAUCAGUCCGUGACAUGAUUACAUAUAUGGAGAGAGAUAUUUAAUGGUUUGUGAAUUUGGGGAAAAAAAGUGGGGCAACAUACAAUGCAUGGAGUUAAAAUCCAUACACACUGACUUGUCCAGCAAAAAAAGAUAUCAAAUGCAUAUGUGAGCAUUACCAUCAUAAUUUUACUCUAAUUAUCUACCAGCUGGAACUGCAAAGAGGACAAUUAUUGAACAUUAGAGAUAUGUCUAACAAUAAAGCACAAUCGCUGAGACUGAUGAACACUAUUUAACAUGUUACCACAUAGUUGGGAACUUAAAUGAACCCUCUCCAUUCCUUCUCGUUUGUAGGUUGCUGCACUACACACACACAAUUCCUUGUAAUUUUACCUACGGGGGUAUGGACUUGUAAAUAACCCCAGAAAUAUUACACAUUAUUUCAUGUUUAUGCUUUGCAUUGGGGCAUUACAUAUUCAUUCAAAUGCCAUAGCAUGUACGAUAUGUUCAGUUCACGUGUGAGUAUCUAUCAGUUCAUUAAGGACCUCGUUGUCAGAUUAUGACGUCAAUGUGACGAUUGAUUUGAUUCCUACACCACGUGAGGCGACUGUGAGGCAGCGCGCCGUUUGUCCUGCAGGGGGCGUCUUUUCCUCCAGUCUCCCGUGUGAACCGGAACGAUAUGGUUUCACCUUGGGUGCACAUCGACGUGGAGAGACACACAUUUGGCUCCAGCUAGAAAUUUGACAUUCAAAUGAAAGAUACAUGUCAAUGUAGCACCGCGGCGCGUCUGACUGCUCUUCACACAGAGAGGAAACAUGAAGCAGGACGUCAGGAUACUUUUACUGGGGGAACCCAAGGUGGGCAAGACGUCGCUCAUCAUGUCUUUGGUUGGAGAGGAGUUUCCUGAAGAGGUUCCCCCCAGAGCGGAAGAAAUCACCAUCCCUGCUGACGUGACUCCGGAGAAGGUGCCUACACACAUAGUGGACUACUCAGAAAAAGAGCAGAGUGAUGACAUCCUUAGAGAUGAAAUCAUCAAGGCUAAUGUGGUGUGCGUAGUGUAUGACGUCACCAACGAGGACACAAUAGACAAGAUUAAAACUAAAUGGAUUCCUUUAGUAAAUGGAAGCGCAGAAAAAGGAAACAAAAUUCCCAUCAUCCUCGUGGGGAACAAGUCAGAUCUGCGCUGUGGGAGCUCAAUGGAAACCAUUCUUCCCAUCAUGAAUCUGUUCUCUGAGAUUGAGACAUGUGUUGAGUGUUCGGCAAAGAACCUGAAAAACAUUUCAGAGCUGUUCUACUAUGCACAGAAGGCAGUGCUUCACCCCACUGCCCCUCUGUAUGACCCUGAAGACAAACAGCUGAAACCUUUGUGUGUCCGAGCCCUGAGCAGAAUAUUCUACAUUUCCGACCAGGACAAUGACCGUAUCCUCAGUGACGCUGAACUCAACAGGUUUCAGAAAUCUUGUUUUGGGAAUCCUCUGGCACCUCAAGCCUUAGAAGAUGUGAAGACAGUAGUUUGGAAGAACACCAGUGACGGUGUGCAAGACAAUGGCCUAACUUUAAACGGUUUCUUGUUCCUCAAUACAUUAUUUAUCCAGAGGGGUCGACAUGAAACCACGUGGACCAUCCUCAGAAAGUUUGGUUAUGACGACAACCUUGAGCUGACCGAUGACUAUCUCUAUCCUGAACUUCGGGUUCCUGUCGGCUGCACCACAGAACUCAGUCCUUUAGGCCAUCAAUUCCUCCAGCAGCUAUUCGACAAGUACGAUGAUGACAAAGACUCUGCCUUGUCGCCCACGGAGCUCAAGAACCUGUUCUGUGUAUGUCCCUACAUGCCGUGGGGGGCCGAGGUCUACAUGACUGUGUCAACCACAGACGAGGGCUACAUCUCUAACCCCGGCUACCUCUGUCAGUGGACGCUUUCUGCAUACCUUGACAUCCACCGUUGCCUGGAGCACCUAGGAUACCUAGGCUUCCCCAUCCUCACUGAGCAGGAGUCACCGAUUUCGGCAAUCACAGUGACACGGGAAAAGGAGGUGGACCUGGAGAAAGGCCAGACACAGCGGUCGGUGUUUCUCUGCAAAGUGAUCGGACCGCGAGGGACAGGGAAGACGGCCUUCCUCCAGGCCUUUGUGGGUUGCAACGUCGCGAAAACAGGAAAUCAUAGCAGUGCCUUUGCCCCCUAUGCCAUAAACACUGUUCAAGUCAGCAACCAGGAGAAGUACCUUAUCCUCAAUGAGGUGGAUGUGGAGGCGGAGUUCCUGAAGGCAUCAGAUGCCUCCUGUGACGUCGCCUGUCUCAUGUAUGACCACAGUGACCCACAUUCCUUCGACUAUUGUGCCAGUAUAUACAAGCAACACUACAUGGAGAGCAACAUCCCAUGUGUGUUAGUCGCUUCCAAAGUGGAUGUUUCAGAAGUGAAGCAGCUCCACGGGAUGACCCCGGCAGAGUUCUGUUAUAAACAUCGACUGCCUCCGCCGAUGCCCUUCUCCAGCCUGCUCCUCGACUCCACCAGCAGGAACAUCUACACCAGGCUCGCCUGCGCAGCGAUGUACCCACACCUGAACGGUUCGGACAUGAGCAACACGUCCUUCUGGCUGCGAGUGGCGUUCGGCUCGGCUGUUGUUGCCGUUCUGGGCUUUGCCGUCUACAGAGCCGUUGCGAGACUGAAAUGACCAAUAAGCAGCUGAGCUUUUAUUUUUAAUUUUUUUUCCAAGAUUUUGCAACCCUUCACCUAUCCAUCGAGACCAGAUCAAGACCCACUGCAGUCUGAACCGUUCCACUUUUCAACAUGCAGGCUUCCAGGAAACGUCUUCAUAUCUUCUCUGCCCCCAUCUCUGUGUCUUGACUGCAUCACUUUUUUCAAAAGAUCGCAAAAAAUCCAAAGGCAGUUGGAUCCAAGUGAUCAUAUUAUUCUCCUCGCUCCAUUGCCCAGCUUUUUCUGCCUUAUGUUGUCUACGCAGGCCUAGAAAGAAUUAGCCUGUCUGCGCUCAUUGAUACACAAAGAACUGCUAACUGUUAAUAUCCAAAAAAGGUGCUUUAUCAGAGCUGAGGAAAUGCACAAAGUCUCUUGACCAGUCCACUCCUCCCCCCCACGGUCGUCUGUGAGAGUCAAUGGUGAGAUUGGACAGUUUUUAUAUACAUGCAGUGCUUCACAAGCAAAAUAGAGAAAUGCCAAAUUGACCAGACUGAAGAACCAAAGUGCAUCCCAUGCAGUCUUUUAAACAGAGACAGACAUUGUGAUUGGCUGCUGCUUAAACUCCUCAGUGAACAACACUUAUCCUUCUGACCACAGAUACAAGAUACUUAUAUCUUAUUUGCCAAACAAUGAGCAGUGAGUAAUCAUAGCAUGUUAAUUGAACCAUUUUGCCUGAAAAUGAAAUGGCUGGAAUGUUCUUGUUGAAAUUUUCCUAGCGGUGUGAGGUGUCCGCUGAUCGGCCGUGGCAUGGGGAGACUUCUCUUUUGUGCAUGAAGAAGGUAUAAAAUGCAACAACAAAAAAACGAUAACAACCAAGAAAUAUUUCUCCCGAGGCAAUGCAAAUCUUAAAUGUAAAAAACCUUACAGGAGGAUCUGGUCAGGCGUCUGCUUUCACUCCAUCUGUUCACACUGAAAUCAAAUUAGUUUUAACUGAGACUGAAAUAUAUUUGUAAGCUGUUCUUUUUCUAUUCACAUAUACCUUACACUGUGCACACACACGUGACAUAAUCUGCCAUGGUGUUGUUCCCCAACAUGCAUGAGUCAUGUGAAUUGUUUGUUUUCGUUGAUUCAUUUAGCUGGUGACAUGCUGCUUCUGCAGGACGCUCGUCUGCGCUUUUUCAAAUAUGACUGUCCUGAUGCUUAAUAAAAAACCAGACUGGGUGGAGGGGAGGGGCCUCCGCCCAAAAGAAAACUAA